This is a messenger RNA of Nelumbo nucifera (sacred lotus), 655 nucleotides long. Its product is annotated as DNA-directed RNA polymerases II, IV and V subunit 12. Gene Ontology annotation, biological process: DNA-templated transcription. The record is from RefSeq and is a predicted model, not a curated record. Gene Ontology annotation, molecular function: zinc ion binding; DNA binding. NCBI's taxonomy places the organism in Eukaryota, Viridiplantae, Streptophyta, Magnoliopsida, Proteales, Nelumbonaceae. Gene Ontology annotation, cellular component: RNA polymerase III complex; RNA polymerase I complex; RNA polymerase II, core complex.
CAUUGUUUUGCGAGUCAAAAUACACACUCUCUCUCUCUCUCUCUCUCUCCGUUUCUUCCAAAACCCCACCCGUCCUAAACCUCGUUUUCUCUCGCUGUAUCCACAUCUAUUAAGUGCAGAAAUCUUAGUUUCAUUCUUCAUCCAUGGAUCCACAACCUGAACCAGUCAGCUACAUCUGUGGAGAUUGCGGGAUGGAGAACACCUUGAAGCCGGGUGAUGUGAUUCAGUGCCGGGAAUGUGGUUACCGCAUCUUGUACAAGAAGCGAACCCGGAGAAUUGUUCAAUAUGAAGCACGCUGAGGGAGAGGGUUGGGGAAAUUAUCGUCUUUAUUGAAUACAUGGUGUUUGGCUUUGUCUAUACUUCUGAAUGGUAAAGUAUAAAAUGGUGAUGGUCUUCUUUCGAACUUGAACUUGAUAUUCUGUAUCAAAGGGUGUGGCCGUGAGCUCUUUUUACAUUAAUCUUUGUCAUUUUAAAUAGGCCAUGAUGCUUCAUGUCAGUCUCUAGUCCUGAAUCCUGAUGAAUAGCAUGUAUUAAGGCGUGGGCUUUCUACAAACGCUUAUAAAACAUUGUUAGGAUGUGGUGUUUUUUUGGCUUGAAGCUAUGAUUCUUAAGAAGAGAGCUGCUCUAAAUAUUGGUUUUUGGGUGCCAUGGAAUA